Messenger RNA from Alternaria atra, 2757 nucleotides. RefSeq lists its product as uncharacterized. NCBI's taxonomy places the organism in Eukaryota, Fungi, Ascomycota, Dothideomycetes, Pleosporales, Pleosporaceae. The record is from RefSeq and is a predicted model, not a curated record. The coding region runs from base 1 to 2757 and encodes 918 amino acids. The transcript has 6 exons.
AUGGGCGUGCCCACAACCCCGGAAGGACUUCCUUUGGACGACCGCUCAAAUGCGCUCAAGAUACCCAUCAUCACCUUGAUCAUUUUCAGUUCGAUAUUCGUUGUGCUUCGUUUGGGCAUAAAUUGGAGGAACAGGAACUACUUUCUAUUGACAGAUCAUCUCUUAUGGACGGGGCAAGUCAUAGCCGUAGCGGGCGCAGCAUGCUGCUACAGGAUGGCAGAGGUCGGAGGUGGCAGGCACAUCUGGGAUCCCAUAUUGACACCCGAAAACCUGGAAACAUACCUCUACUACCUAUGGUUGGGUCAAUUGCUCAAUCUCUAUGGCAUGGCCUUGGUCAAGCUGAGUGUCUGCGCCUACAUCUUCAUGUUGGACUUUUCAAGAACCUUCCGGAUCGUUAUAUGGGCUUCAGUCGUUAUCCAUCUUCUCGUCAACUUCGUCUUUCCUACAGUCAUCCUAUUCGGCGAAUGCACACCAUACACGAAGCAUUGGGACGUGUCUGGCACUAAGCCCGGAUCCUGCUGGAGUGCGACACCACGAGUCGUCUCCGGAUACUCUGGCGCUGCAGUCAACAUAUUGACAGACUUGCUCUACACCAUGGCUCCGCUCAUCUACAUUGCGAGGGUGCAGCUUCCCAAGCGAACAAUCUGGGGUGUUCGCGCAGUGUUUCUGUGCGGUCUCAUCACAACCACCAUCUCCGCACUGAAACUCUACGAGAUGAAAUCCUUGAACGAGUCGCCCGACCCUACCUACACAGCCGUCAACCUCAGCGUUUUCGCAAUCGCUGAAGUCUUCGUUGGCGUCUUCACAGCCAGUCUUCCACCGCUUCGUAAGACGUUCGAGAACCUUCUUCGCAAAGUUAUUCCUACCAGUAUCACAGGAGGAUCAGGGAAGGGAUCAAGACAAAGCUAUGCGCUUCAAGUAACGGGGCCUCAAAUGAGUGGGAAGUCAUCGAAGCGGAAGAAUGAGACAGAUGACGACAGUGAGCUCGGUAUACUGCCAAGCGAUGAGGUCAUCAGUGAGAGGAAAGGGUCUGAUCAAGCGAUUAUGAAAACCACACACGGGCUGCACCCCACACCUAGCCGAGGUACAUCGAUCAUUGAUCAACAAGCCUCACCUGCACCUCGACCUCCUCCCAUCAACAUGUCGAAGUCAUCCAAACCAUAUCAUCGCGAUCUUCAGUUCCGCGGCUUCGCGGAAGGUCUUACCUAUAUCGACGGCGACAGCCAAGCACAGUGCCACUAUUUUGGAGGCGUUCCGUAUGCCCUCCCACCCGUCGGCCCCUUUCGCUUCCAGAAGCCGCGGUCGCUACCACCGUGUUACCGCUACGGAACGAAAGCGAACCCUGGGCGAUACGCAGGCGGCUGUGGAUUUUGCCCACAGCCAGGGUCCAAUACAGAAGUUCUUGACGAACCUGCAUGGGACGAAGAUUGCUUACAGACCAAUGUUUGGAUUCCAGCUGGUGAAUCGCCAGCGGAAGGUUGGCCGGUGCUAUUCUGGAUUCAUGGCGGGUUCCUGCAAUGGGGUAGCCCGAACGGUCUCGAUCUCCGUGCGCUAUUCAGCGAAUCCCCCACCCAAUGCAUCGUCGUCGCUCCCGCCUACCGCCUAAAUGUAUUCGGGUUUCUUGCAUCACAGGAGAUUAUUGAUUCAUGUCCGGAUUUUGGCGUCAAUCUCGGCUUCUGGGAUCAGCGAAUGGCUUUGCAAUGGACGUAUGAGAAUGUUAGCUACUUUGGCGGGAACGCCUCGAACAUCACCAUCGGCGGAUACUCGGCAGGUUCGCAUUCUGUUUUCCAUCAGCUGUCGUACGAUCUCGGAUUGCCCGACGAUAAGACUAUUGUGAAGAGGGCGUUGAUGCUGUCAAAUGGCCCAGGUAUGCAACCAAAGGGUUUGGCUGAGGCGCAAGAUCAGUUCGACGAACUUUUGAAGGCUUUGGAUUUCGAUUCAGACAUGUCGCCAGCUGAGAAGUUGGCAAAACUCCGCGCGUUAAGCCCGCGCGCGGUCGUGGAAGCGAGCAAUAAGAUUAAGCAUCACCAGUUUCGCGCAGUCACGGAUGGGUCGUUUGUGCGGCAUGGUCUUCUCGAAGAGCUGUCAAAUGGCGCCUACGCAGAGCGCAUGAAGCGUCGCAACAUCAAGCUUAUCAUUGGCGAAUGCAGCGACGAGCAUUUUGUCUAUGGUCUUUGGCGACCACCUAAACCAGGUUUCGACAACAUGCUGUACCGCCUUGAAGCUGACUAUCCUCGCGAGGCAUGCAAGGUGUUGAUGUCGCAUUAUUUUCCAAAUCGCAAGCUGCCGUCAAGGUACACGAGCUGGCAGGCAGCCUUCGGUCAUAUCUACGCUGACGUGCAGAUUCACGCACUGCGUCGUGGGAUGGUAAAUGCGUUGGUAAAGCAUGGUGCGGGAGAUCUCAUCCACAGAUACCGCAUCGAGUGGCGAGCGCAAUGCGUUGACAAAGAGUUGCCCAAACACUAUGGUGCUAGUCAUGGGUCCGACAUGGCGAUAUGGUUUUGGGGCAACGGUAGUGAUCUGACUGCAGAGGAGAAAAAAAUCGCAUCGAAGGUAUUUCACGAACCGUUGAGCAGGUUUCUGAAGAGAGGAGACAUGGUAUGGGGUACACAGAAUGCGAUGCAGCUGAGGACUUUGAAAAGUGACGGCCACGUCGCCAUCGAAGAAGACAUUAGACUAGACGAGGGUCUGAAGUUGUGGAAUGCGCUCAAGACAGCUGGCGCUACUGGCGACCCCAAGGGCACGGCAAAGCUGUGA